UAGGAGGGGACGGGACUGUUAGGGACGGUUAGGCUAUGUUUAUAUUGAUAUGUUUGAGUGAAAUAUACUCUGCCUUUCAUUACACAAACGCAUAGUAUUUAAGGCACAAAAAAUUCCCAAAACUAUUCCCUAAAUAAUUAGUGACAGGUUUUUUCGGGCGAAAAAAGUCAUUCAUUUUCGUCGAAAAACUUAUUUUAAAUAUUUAUCUUAAAUUUGUUUGAAAUUACGUUUAAAACAAAUAAGUAAUGAAUAUUUCAAACUAUAUUCAAUGCAUGUGUGGGUAAAGGAGUAAUGCAUUUAUCGCUAUAAUAAUCGGUAGUUUGAAUGAUAAGUUUGAGUGCUUUGCCAUUUGUAUUGAUGGCUCAAACACGAUGAGUGCCCGUACGAGUUCACCCGACGCCCCCAUCGCCCCCAUCGCCACCACCUCUGCCCCCAAUAAUGGCUUAUUAAGACUCAACUCAUUGACUGCUAACACAAACACCACUAAUAAUAACAACAAUGAAAACAAUAAUGAAUUUGUAAGGGAUGUCCAAAAGGCCGGUUGGCUCCGAUACCUGCCAUUCGCCGAAAGGCCGUCCACUUCGGCGGGCGUUGAAGAGCACCGGUUUUGGGUGGUGUUUGCCGUACACAACGAGUGCCGGCCAUACCUCGAGUUUUACCAGAAACGACAGAUCACUGGCACUCAUAUCAACGCACAUCCAAACGAGACACAGUGUCCGCCGGUGUCCACACAUUCGCUGCAUCGCUGCCAACACAUCGCACCCGCCAUUACGUGCGGCGACAAACCCUUCAACGAGUUCGCCGUUACGCUCGACACAUAUAUCAUACGACUUGUGGCGGACAGUCAACACGCGAUGUGUGAUUGGAUCGACAGUUUACGGGCCAAACUCAGGCUACUCAAUGUCCUGCCGGCGCCCGACAACCUCUAUAUGAGGGAACCGCAACCCCUUCCCCGACAAAACUCGAUUCGCAGCAAUCAUUUUAGGCCUUUGCCACCCAUACCGAGCCAACAGUUAAGCACAAACUCUACUUUGACACCUGUGGCACCUGUGGGGCCCGGUACGAGUGCGAGUCACAAUACUGUAGCCAAUAAUUACCUGCACACAGCUCUUCCCUUAACACCGGGACCAUUGGCGCCGAUCUCUACGCCCUCGUCAAGUGUGGCCACUCCACCGCCGCUCACCGCACAGGCCAGGGCUGCCUCACCCACAGAGAUAUAUGAGGCUAUCUUUGACGAGCGACAACCGGCAUCACUGCCGCCACCCUUACCACCGGUGCCACCACUGCCUCACCGGACUUUGCGCACCACCUCUAUAAACGACGGCUCCUCCCCGUCCACACCCUUAACCAUUGCUUCAUUAGAACCCCUCAAUAGUCACGUGCCAUCAGAAGAGGGUCCGCCGCCUUACGAGUCCAUAGCGGCCGUGUCUUCGACUCCCAUAUCGUUGCGAGAGUCGCAGGUUCUUCGGCUCCGCAAAGAGAUAGCUCAUCCUUCGGGUGUCAGACUUACCGUGCGCAAAAAGGACUGUUACCACUCCAUAGCACUCGUAGAUCUCUCGGACGCCGUAUGGAUAGCUGGAUGGCGUCAGAAGGAGUUUCCCGUUUUGCACAACACGUUUCAUAUCGGGGAUCAACUGCUCAGCAUAAAUGGGGAUCCGGUUUGCUCUGCCAGUCAGGCCUACAAACUGAUUAAACAAAACGCACUCUUACUUGAGAUUAUCGUACGCCGAGUGCCAAACGCGCGGGUAUUUUGCAUUAAACGACGUCAAGAGGGCCAGGAGUUGGGUAUUGUGCGCGACGGCGGACGGGCAGAGAUUGUGGCUGUCAUACGGAGUGGACUGGCAGACAAGGCCGGACUGAACGCCCGGGCCGUGUACGGCGACCAAGAGUGCAACUGGUCAUUGACCGAGAUUAACAACCGGCCGCUCAACAUGUUCUUCAAAGGCCAGGAGAUUGAGGACAGACUUUCGGCGGUCGGCAAAGAAAUAUCAAUUUUAGUGCAACCCUUUGUUUUUGUCAAAUACAUUACCAAACAAUUGAAACAACUGAGAAAUUUUAAGGAUUAUAUCGUUCAAUGAUUUCAUUUAGUUUUACAUCAGAACAUCAGUAUUGCAUUUAUGCACACAUAGUAUUACGUUAAUUACAAUUG
Medioppia subpectinata is the source of this 2149-nucleotide messenger RNA. NCBI's taxonomy places the organism in Eukaryota, Metazoa, Arthropoda, Arachnida, Sarcoptiformes, Oppiidae. The record is from the annotation of a GenBank genome assembly.